Molecule: messenger RNA, 411 nt
Organism: Neomonachus schauinslandi (Hawaiian monk seal)
Lineage: Eukaryota; Metazoa; Chordata; Mammalia; Carnivora; Phocidae
Product: late histone H2B.L4-like
Exons: 1
Coding region: 1-411 (136 amino acids)
Biological process (GO): nucleosome assembly
Cellular component (GO): nucleosome
Molecular function (GO): protein heterodimerization activity; DNA binding; structural constituent of chromatin
Source: RefSeq, a predicted model, not a curated record
AUGGCUGAACCUGGCUGUGAGACCUCUUCUGAGGAAAGCCUCGGCACCGAGGAGCCCACGGCAGCGGACCCGAAGAGCCCGAAGCAGAAGGAGCCGAGGCGCGGAGGCCGCCGCCGCGGCCGCCGCCGCUGCCCCGACAGUUUCGCCACCUACUUCCCCAGGGUUCUGAGGAAUGUUCACGACGGCCUGAGCCUCUCGCAGGAGGCCGUGAGCGUCAUGGAUUCGUUCGUCAAGGACAUCUUCGAGCGCAUCACCAGCGAGGCCUCUCACCUGGUCCGCACCACCAAGCGCUCCACCAUCACCUCCAGGGAGAUCCAGACAGCCGUGCGCCUGUUGCUGCCCGGGGAGAUCGGCAAGCACGCCGUGUCUGAGGCCACCAAGGCCGUCAUCAGGUUCAACGCAAGCAAAUGA